This is a messenger RNA of Aspergillus ibericus CBS 121593, 1758 nucleotides long. RefSeq lists its product as uncharacterized. Gene Ontology annotation, molecular function: NAD+ binding; oxidoreductase activity, acting on the CH-OH group of donors, NAD or NADP as acceptor. Lineage: Eukaryota; Fungi; Ascomycota; Eurotiomycetes; Eurotiales; Aspergillaceae. The record is from RefSeq and is a predicted model, not a curated record. The transcript is spliced from 3 exons. Gene Ontology annotation, biological process: fatty acid metabolic process. The coding region runs from base 1 to 1758 and encodes 585 amino acids.
AUGUCCCAACGCUCACAACCCCCAGGGCCAGUCGUUGUUCUCGGUGCGAGUGUUCUCGGUCGUCGCAUUGCCUCGGUGUUCCUUUCUGGCUCGCACAAGGUGCACCUCUGCGAUCCCAGCCAGGAUGCCCUUUCCGAAGCGAAGGCCUAUAUUGAUUCGUCAAGAGAGACGUUCACUGCGUUGACACCCACGCCGCAUCCCAAGAGCGGCCCGUUGUCCCUCUUCACAGAUCUCGCGACGGCAGUUGACAACGCAUGGCUGGUGAUUGAGGCGGUUCCGGAGAUACUCGAUCUCAAGGUCAAAACCUUCGAGGACGUCGCCCAAUUGGUCCCUGACGAUUGUAUUCUCGCGACGAAUUCCAGCUCAUUCAAGUCGAGGCUGAUAGUCUCUGGCCUCAGUGAGGAAAAGAAGAAGAGAGUGUUAAAUAUGCAUUUUACCAUGCCACCGGUUAUCCUUCCAGUGGAGUUGAUGACUUGCGGUAGUACGGAAGACGGUAUAAUCGAUGGCUUAGUGGAGGUAUUGAAAAAUUGUGGGAUGUGUCCGUUUGUUGCUAGGAAGGAGAGCACUGGUCUGAUCUCUAACCGCGUGUGGGCUUCCAUCAAAAGAGAAAUUCUGUUUAUCCUCGCGGAAGGGGUCAGCACCCCCCAGGAGAUCGAUAUCCUCUGGAGAUACACAGUUCAGGGUGCCGCUAGCGCCCCACCCUGUCGCCUCAUGGAUAGUAUUGGGUUGGAUACUGUGGCGCUCAUCGAAGACAACUACGUCCAGGGAGAAUAUAUCAAUAAGGGACGACUGGGUGCAGGGUCUGAGUUGGGGGGGUUGUAUCCUCCAGAGCCUGAAGGCGCAGCCACGCAGCUAUACGUGCUGGACGUUGGACUCGGGGCCAAUAAUGAGCUUCAUUGCAUUCCCACAGCAGGACGGGUGCUUGCAGUCUCUCCGCAUAAUGGAAGGCUAACUACCCUCGUCAGUGGGCUAUCGCUACCCGAUGGAAUUGAUGUCUCUCCCUCGUGCGGGCGGAUGUUCUGGACGAGUAUGGGAUCCGACAGGUCUACCGCGGAUGGAUCGGUACAAUCCGCCAAGCUGGAUGGGAGUGAUUUACAGACAAUUGUGAACACGGGGAUGCUAUACACCCCAAAGCAGCUUAUCGUCGACGAUGUGGAUCAUAAACUGUACUUCUGCGUUCGCGAGGGGAUGGGGGUGCACCGAUGCAACUUUGACGGAACCGACCAUCAGGUUCUCAUCCAAACCGGGUCCUUGAGUGUCCCCUCCGAAAAGAAGGAUCCGAUGCGGUGGUGCGUGGGUGUCACUCUCGACCGGGUCAAUGGCUUUGUGUAUUGGACGCAGAAGGGGCCGAGUAAAUCCGGAAAAGGGCGGAUCUUUCGGGCUGGGAUUGAUAUCCCGGCUGGGCAGACAGCAAAGAGCAGAAACGAUGUGGAGUGUCUGUUAGAAGGGCUUCCAGAGCCGAUUGAUCUGGAUUUCGAUGGUACGACAAAGAUGCUGUACUGGACGGACCGAGGGGAGCAUCCGAUGGGCUGUUCCCUCUAUCGGAUCGACUUAAGCGGCCAAGUGGACAAAGAAGCGUUGCCAGGCAAGAUGGAAAUCUUGGCGAGGCAAUUUCAUGAGCCGGUUGGAUUGAAGGUAACGCAGCAGGGCGUCUAUGUGACCGACCUAGGGGGGUCGGUGUACCUGGUGGCUGAGGGGAAGAAGACAUUAGUGACGCGGGAAGAGGCAUGUUUCACAGGCAUCUCGAUCCUGGAAUAG